AUGCUUUUCACCAGGGCCACCUGGAGCCUAUCCUUCACCUUGUUGUUUGCCUUUGCUGCUUCCAUAUCGCAUUCCUUCUCUAAUCCAUUUCCAGCUGCUGGUCUGGACCUCUUUGAAGGAGACAUUUUAUUACCGAAAAGCCGAAAUGCACUGCGAGAUCCAACAACAAGAUGGACAUUCCCAAUUCCUUACAUUCUGGCUGAUAAUCUGGGAUUGAAUGCUAAAGGAGCCAUUCUUUAUGCCUUUGAAAUGUUCCGUCUCAAGUCCUGUGUGGAUUUCAAGCCCUACGAAGGAGAAGAAAGUUACAUCAUAUUUCAGGAGUUUGAUGGGUGCUGGUCUAUGGUUGGAGAUCAACAAACAGGGCAGAACAUUUCCAUUGGUCAAGGCUGUGACUUCAAGGCUGUUGUUGAGCAUGAAAUACUGCAUGCAUUGGGAUUUUUUCAUGAGCAGUCAAGGUCGGACCGGGAUGAUUAUGUGAACAUUUGGUGGGAUGAAAUUAUUCCAGGUUACGAGCACAACUUCGAUACCUAUGAUGACAGCUUCAUAACUGACCUCAACACUCCCUAUGACUAUGAAUCUGUGAUGCACUAUGGACCACUUUCCUUUAAUGAGAAUGAUGCACCCACCAUCACAGCCAAGAUCCCUGCAUUUGAUGAUGUCAUUGGGCAGCGCCUUGAUUUUAGCACCAUUGACAUAGAGAGGCUUAAUCGCAUGUACAACUGCACUGCAACUCAUACCCUUCUGGACCAGUGUACUUUUGAGAAGGAAAACAUCUGUGGCAUGAUCCAGGGAACUAGCGAUGAUGCUGAUUGGAUUCAUGAGAGAGGUGAUAGUCUUGGACAAGUGGAUCACACUGUGGUUGGACAAUGCACAGAGGCAGGCUACUUCAUGCACUUUGACACCAGUUCUGGGACGACGGAAGAAGCUGCUCUUUUGGAGUCGAGGAUUCUUUAUCCCAAGAGGAAGCAACAGUGUCUCCAGUUUUACUACAAGAUGACGGGAAGCCCUUUAGACAGACUCGUUGUCUGGGUCAGGAGGGAUGACAGCACCGGCAAUGUCCGAAAAUUGGUCAAGUUAGAAACAUUUCGAGGUGAUAAUGACUAUGGCUGGAAAAUUGGCCAUGUGACCCUCAGAGAGGAAGUUAAGUUCCGCUACCUCUUCCAAGGCACAAAGGGAGACCCUGAGAACUCUAGUGGGGGGAUUUUCCUGGAUGACAUCAGUUUGACUGAAACUCCCUGCCCCAGAGGAGUCUGGAUGGUUCGAAACUUCUCUCAGGUCCUUCAGGACACGGUAAAAGGUGAUGGGCUCUUAAGCCCUCGAUUCUACAGCUCAGAAGGAUAUGGUUAUGGGGUGACCUUAUACCCCCAUGGCAGAACUAACACCGACCGCGUUGGCUAUGUUGGACUUGCUUUUCAACUCUACAGUGGGGAGAAUGAUGCUAUCUUGGAGUGGCCAGUGGAAAAUAGGCAAGUCAUCAUGACAAUUGUCGAUAACAAUCCUGAUGUCAUCCAGAGAAUGUCAUCAAGCAUGGUGUUCACUACCUCCAAGGACCAUACGUCUGCAGCCAUAAAUAAUUCUGUCAUCUGGGACAGACCAUCCAUUGUGGGGACCUAUGAGGAGAGCUGUGACUGUUACAGAGGCAUCUCUUGGGGCUGGAGUGCCAUCGUUUCUCAUAAGCAGCUAGAAAAGCGGAGUUUUUUUAAAGAUGACACACUUGUCAUUUUUGUGGACUUUGAAGAUAUCACUCACCUUAGUCAGACUGAAGUUCCUGUUACCACAGCGAGACAGAGAUCCUCAGGUCUGAUUCUCCAAAGUCAAGAGCUUCAAACAUCACAGGAGGAUUCCAGGACAUUGGUGUUAGAAGAAGACCAACCUAACAGCCCGGUUGCUAGAGCUGGGCGGCAGAAGCGGUCUGUGGAAAACACGGGCCCCUUGGAGGAUCACAACUGGCCACAGUACUUCAGAGACCCAUGUGAACCAAACCCUUGUCAGAAUGAAGGGAUCUGUGUGAACGUGAAAGGAAUGGCAAGCUGCAGGUGUGCCUCUGGACAUGCCUUCUUUUACACUGGAGAACGAUGUCAGGCUAUGCAGGUUCAUGGAAGCCUCCUGGGAAUGAUGAUUGGAGGAGCUGCUGGGACUAUUGUGUUCACUAUUGUUAUCGUCUCCAUGCUGUCCAAAAGGGUGGCAUCACGAGGAGACUAUUGA
Trichosurus vulpecula (common brushtail) is the source of this 2205-nucleotide messenger RNA. RefSeq names its product meprin A subunit alpha (gene MEP1A). Gene Ontology annotation, molecular function: protein binding; zinc ion binding; metalloendopeptidase activity. Lineage: Eukaryota; Metazoa; Chordata; Mammalia; Diprotodontia; Phalangeridae. Gene Ontology annotation, biological process: proteolysis. The transcript is spliced from 12 exons. Gene Ontology annotation, cellular component: membrane. The record is from RefSeq and is a predicted model, not a curated record. The coding region runs from base 1 to 2205 and encodes 734 amino acids.